Molecule: messenger RNA, 3956 nt
Organism: Arachis ipaensis
Lineage: Eukaryota; Viridiplantae; Streptophyta; Magnoliopsida; Fabales; Fabaceae
Source: RefSeq, a predicted model, not a curated record
GUGUAAAAUAUCUUCGAAUUAGAAUUAAACCCUAAUUAAAAAUGUCAAAUUAUUGGUCAUACAUUUUGAACGUGAAGGUCAAAAUCUUUCUACGCAGAUAAGGCAUACAAAUUAAAUCAAAUUAUUUAAGAACAGUUUCUAUAAGUAACGCAAGGGUUGUUUCAAGUUUCAAUUUUUAUGGAAUUCUUUAGUAUAAAAAAUGAGCAAGAGUUGAGAGUUGAGAGUUGAGUGUUGAGUGUUGAAUAUUGACUAACGAGUAACGUGUUUUCUUCCGGGUUUGCAGAACUUGCACUGCAUUGGUUGUGUCUGAUUUUCACAGAAAGCGAGCAUUUUUCAACCUCCAUCAACAAUGGAAGGUGGUCAACAGAGUGCAGACAAGACGGAGUUCACAGAAUGCUGGCGGAGAUCCAUUCAAUCACCAUAUAUUAUGCGCCUCGCUCUUUCUGCUGGCAUUGGAGGCCUUCUCUUUGGUUAUGAUACAGGUGUUAUUUCUGGCGCUUUGUUGUAUAUCCGUGAUGAUUUUGAACAAGUUGAUAAGAAAACAUGGCUCCAGGAAACUAUUGUGAGCAUGGCUGUUGCAGGAGCUAUAAUUGGUGCAGCAUUUGGGGGGUGGAUGAAUGACAAGCUAGGCAGAAAGAAGACACUUUUAAUGGCUGAUGUCGUGUUCUUUCUGGGUGCAAUAGUUAUGGCUGCAGCUCCAGCUCCAUGGGUUAUCUUAAUUGGGAGGAUUUUGGUUGGUUUGGGAGUUGGCAUGGCAUCCAUGACAGCUCCUCUGUACAUAUCUGAGGCCUCCCCUGCUAAGAUCAGAGGAGCAUUAGUCAGCAUCAAUUCUUUCUUAGUCACUGGUGGCCAAUUCCUCUCUUACCUUAUCAACUUGGCAUUUACCAGGGCUCCUGGAACAUGGCGUUGGAUGCUCGGUGUAGCAGGCGUUCCUGCUUUGGUUCAGUUCAUAUUGAUGUUAUCCCUCCCUGAGUCACCUAGAUGGCUGUAUAGGCAGAGUAAGGAAGACGAGGCAAAGCAGAUUCUGUCGAAGAUUCUUCUCGCCAACGAAGUUGAAGAGGAGAUCAAGUUGAUGCGUGAAUCCAUCGAAACAGAGAAGGCAGAGGAAGGCUUGAUUGGGCAAAACCUAGGACAGAAACUCAAGGGUGCAUUGGCUAAUGAAGUUAUCCGAAGAGCACUCUACGCAGGCAUCAUAGUGCAAGUUACUCAGCAGUUUGUUGGCAUUAACACUGUCAUGUAUUACAGCCCUACCAUUGUUCAAUUCGCUGGAAUAGCCUCGAAUUCUACAGCUCUUGCGCUUUCUCUGGUUACUUCUGGUCUGAAUGCGUUUGGCUCCAUCUUGAGUAUGCUCUUCGUUGAUAGAUUCGGAAGGAGAAAGUUGAUGCUAGUCUCCAUGAUUGGCAUUAUAGUUUGCCUCGUAGCGUUGAGUGUUAUAUUCAACCUCGCAGCUCACCACUCUCCUACCAUUAGUAACAAGGAUACCCUCAGCUUCGGUGCAAACUCUACAUGCCAGGCUUACACAAAGACUCCGAAUUUCUCCUCAUGGAACUGCAUGCAGUGUUUGCAAGCAGAAUGUGCAUUUUGUAGCAGCAGUAGUGGUGAAUUUCAUCCUGGAGCAUGUUUGGCAUCAUCAAAGAGUGUCAGGGGCGUGUGCCAUGAGCAUCAUCGAGUAUGGUUUUCGCAGGGCUGUCCAAGCAGAAUCGGGAUCCUUGCAGUCGGACUCCUCGGAUUGUACAUAUUGGCAUACUCUCCAGGAAUGGGAACGGUGCCUUGGGUCCUGAACUCGGAGAUAUACCCAUUGAGAUUCAGAGGUCUGGGUGGAGGCAUAGCUGCAGUUUUCAACUGGUGCUCUAAUCUCAUUGUGAGUGAGUCAUUCUUGAGCAUGACAAAGGCAUUAGGCUCCUCUGGCACAUUCCUCCUCUUUGCUGGAUUCUCUUUUCUUGGGCUUUUGGCUAUCUAUAUGUUAGUCCCUGAGACCAAAGGGCUUCAGUUUGAGGAGGUUGAGAAGUUGCUUCAGAAAGGGUUCAGACCUUUCCCAUUUGACAAGAAAAAAGAGGAUAACAAGGAGAAAGAGCUAAAACAGCAAGGAGUAGUUUGAUGCUAAUAGCCACUUGUCUCCUUUGCUAAACAACAAAGAUAAUUGGUUGGCUUUCUUUAUCUUUGUGGAUGAAUUAGUUGGAGGUGAAAAAGCUGUUUAUAAAUGUCGUUGGGGAAUUAUCAAGUAUCCGUAAAUAAGAGGCUUAAUUUUCCCGCAAGGUCAUGGUUUAGACCUCAAUAUAAUACUUCUGUUGAAGAAAACUAUUAUUAUAAGUGUGUGGUAAUUUUAAGUGGACAAGAAACCAAGUAUAGUUUGUGAAUAAUCUUAUGAACAAUUUCAGUUUUUUUUUUUCUUUCUCUUCUCUUGGUGUCUUUUCCUUUUUCUUUUUGGUUGGUCUUGGAGUCACACCAUUGUAGAAACCAAGUUGAAAGUAACUUUGAGUAAGAUAUUGCAAGAUAUGGUGGAGUAAGCUCUAAGUAGUGUAGUUGACGAGAAACUCAACAACCCAAGCUUUGUUGAGUUCCGGUAAGUCCCAGGAAACUUCAAAUAUUUAGAUAAACCAAAGAAAUCUCAUUAUCACUAAAUAGCUUCACUUUCUGAUGAUGCAAGCAAUCAACCUAAUAAUAAUUUAUAUAAUAUUCAUACUUUUAAAGUGCAUGAACUAUACUGCAAACACCGACACUUGAUCAUUCAAAACUCUGGAUUUGAAAGUGCAACCCUCCAAACAAACAUCGUGACAAAACAUACCUGCUCUGCCAGCUAAUUGGUGAUUAUUAAAAGGGACAAUAAGAUUUGAAAAGUUAAUAGAAAAUAAAAAAACAAGAUGUGAGAUGCUGGAUGAGGAAACUUUGUACAACAAAAAAUGAUGUAAUCUUUGGUGGAAUUGACUGCAAGGUGGGGCUCUAGGUGCAACUUGGAAUCUCAUAUGGUAGAAUACAGCGGUAGUGCCGCUUCGUUCACAAGGACAAGCCACCCGAGGGACCUACAGCAUGAUCACCACCCAAAUUAUUCAUGAAAACACUAAUAAUCAUGCCCCACUCUCGUCCUUAAUCUUUCUUAACACCACCAAACAUUUAUCUUAAGUUGAAGAUCUUUGCGGUAAGAUAAGGUACGCAAUCUAAAUGGCCAUUCAGAAGGAGGAAAAGGAUAAAAGCUAACUCCAAUAUUACAAGGCCCAUCUUGACUGAAUCUAUCAGAUUCGCUCCUUUUAGGAAAUUGAUAAUCAAGUGUUUUAUAAGACUCUUGUCGUUUAUAGAAUAAUUCUUUUGAUUUUCUGUAGUAUACUGAUAAUUGUUUGAAUAAUCACCACACCAACUUGGACCUUGCAGACAAUUCUGAAUUCUCAACAAGUUUCUGGGUUACCCUGCCUAUGUCUUAAGAUAAGUACAUAUUCCGUAUUUUCACUCCCAACUUUCCAGCCAAUCAUAGUCCAAACCUUCAAGGCAAACAGCCAUGAAAUGAAUAAUUCCUGGGUAUAAAAAAGCUGAUACAUUUGUUGACUUCGGAUAUGUUUACUUGGGGGGUUAAAAUGAGUUGAAAAUUUUCCAUGGGUGAACGUCGUGUGUACUUUUUCACCUCAUUUUUACCCUAUAACUAAACAUACCUUACAGAAGAUUCUCUCGAAUACCAGCUUCAGUCGAGAGUUACAUCCAAAGUGUUAAACAGAUAGAGUUCAUCUAAUAGCCUAUAAAUUAGGCAAUGCAUUCAGCAACAUCCAAUAUAAGAAACUCAAGCUCUGUUUAGAGUUUAGACCAUAGGAGACUAUGGACACUAAUCACUAAACAUUCCAGAGGUAAUAGUGUAGUAAAAGGACCGUACUUCCACUAAAAGCAGGAAAAUUAACAUACAAUGAUACAAUCAGCAACCCUUUUCACAAAACAAGGGUCAUUAAAAACAAAGAAAAUUUAACAACCUAAUU